GGGUUUCAGUUUUACAUUCACUUCUACAAGACUACAACUACGAUGGGAAGCAAAAACUCAUACCGCCGACCGACGACCGCCACCGGUUUCUACUAAUCCGAUUCCCGACUCGGCGACGCAUAUCGCAGUAUCGGAAACUGCUCACUUAUUUUAUCAUCUACAGAUCUACUUAGCUUUCUUUCUGAGAUUACAGAGACGGCUUCUCGGGACUGAGUUUAGUGAAGCACAGCUUCUGCAUUUCCCCUUUUUCUCGUGUUUCUCUCAUCCUCUAUUUCUCUGGUGACUGAGAAUCCGUGUACUGAGCUGCUUUCGGAACCAAGAAAUGAACUUUGGGAGACUAAAGAAUGUGGUAGCUGCUGCAGCCAUUGAAGGGGUGACUGAGGCAAGGGCCAGGAUAUUUGGUCAUGUGCUUAAUCCAACCGGGCAGAGAUCAUCCCACAAGGUUUUACGUAAGAAGCUCAUCGGUGAGAAGGUGUCACAAUGGUACCCACAUGAUAUCAUGAAAGAUGAUCCUCUUGUGAUGGCACGUCAAGAGCAAGAGCGCCUGAGCAAGCUUGAAAUGCUUAAACGUCGUGGAAAGGGACCUCCUAAGAAGGGUCAAGGCAAGCAGGCUAAAAAGCGUAACAAAUAGAGAUGAUACUUUCACCAUCUUGCAAAUUGGCUAUUUCUAUGGGUUAUACUCUGCGCGAUUUGAUCGCCUUCUUGUUUCUGAUCUCAUAGCAUUUCUUUCUACACUCAAUCAUCUCCUUUCAAUGUAGUCUUUUGUUUUCAUGCUUGUUUCUGAUUUGUAAUGCAACUGAUACACAUUUGUUAGUAUCAACUAAAGUGAGUUUAGGGGUUGAUUGGUUUGGAGGAACAUUUGGGGUUUAUUAGUUCGAAUGAAUAAAAAGUGUAUCCAAACUUUAUUAACUACAAAA
Solanum verrucosum is the source of this 917-nucleotide messenger RNA. RefSeq lists its product as uncharacterized. The transcript has 3 exons. NCBI's taxonomy places the organism in Eukaryota, Viridiplantae, Streptophyta, Magnoliopsida, Solanales, Solanaceae. Gene Ontology annotation, cellular component: mitochondrion. The coding region runs from base 323 to 631 and encodes 102 amino acids. The record is from RefSeq and is a predicted model, not a curated record.